GGUUGCCUAACAACGCAGCCUCCAAUCAGAGUGAGGUUUGGUUUGUGGUCAGCUGAGGACUGGACUUUAAAAACACAAGCAGCUGCUGCAGAGCUUCAGCUUCAGCCUCAGCGUCGGCUCAUCUCUGUCCUGCCGCCGCUGGCUCGUUCAAAACAGAUCGGGGGGAGACUCGAGCUUCGUUUUUCACCUGAAACACGAUGACAGCUGGACCGGAAGCUGCUGCCUCUGCCCGAGGAGCCAGCUGUUAGUUUGCCAACAUCACGUAUAACUCGACAACACACGGACCUGACACGUUUCACACCGCACCCGGCUCUGUUCCAGUGAGAGGCUCUGAUCCACUGCCUGGCUGAUAAUCCACCUCCUGGUUGAUAACUCGUGAUCUCACAUCCCUGUGUCCUGAUGUGUCGGUGACAUGGGAGAGUGGUGGACAAGUGUGCCAACAGAGACAUCUAUAGGAAACUAUGACAUCUCAAGCAUAUCACAUGUGACAAUGUCACCCUCCAGACAGAACAACCUCAUGUCAAUGUACCCCUCUUUGCCCCUGUCAAAAAGCUCCUACAAUGUGAUUAGUGCCUUUUGCACAGAGGAUAACACCCCUCAGUGCAUUCUAUACAUUAACCAGGAGCUCUCCUCACUGGGCCUCUCUUCCACAUGUAUCGAGGCCAGCUCACCGGGGGGAGUCAUUCUGAGCACAGUGCCAGCUUUGAACGCCAUGUAUGAGCUGCUGCAGAUUCACAGACGAAAUAUGGGCACUUUAGAGGAGCUGGAGAGAGAACAGCUGAAGAAAUCCAGCAACUUGGAGCACAUGCAGAUGAACAAUUCCAGACUGAAGGAUCAGCUGGAACUGUCCAUAAGGGAGAAGUCGGGUCUACAUGAGACGGAGAGGCAGCUUCAACUCAAAAUCAAGACUUUGCAGAGCUGCUUGAAAACUGAGAAAGAUGAGGUUCAGAAACUCCAAAGUAUCAUUGCCAGCCGUGCUUCUCAGUACAGUCAUGAUGCCAAGAGGAAAGAGAGAGAAGCUGCUAAGCUAAAGGAACGGGUCAGCCAGCUACUGGUCGACAGAAAGGAUAAAAAACUAGCUAUUGAUGUGCUGAAUUGCUUGGGACGGGCGGAUGGAAAAAGGAGCCACUGGAAAACUGCAAAAGUGACUGCCAGCCAUGAGGGGGAGAUGUACAAGUCCUUGCUCAGCGACUAUGAGGCGAGUCAGAAGUCCUUGAUGUUAGAGAAUGCUGAGCUUAAGAAAGUACUCCAGCAGAUGAAGAAGGAGAUGAUGCACAUCCUGAGUCCGCGCCAGUCCAGAGGAGCCACUGCUGAGGACAGCCACGAGCAGGCUGAUUCAGAUGGGGAGGAGAAGAUGGGGGACUGCAGCAGGGAAGCACUGGACCAAUCCUGUGAGCAUGCAAAGGAGCAGCUCACCAACAGCAUUCGCCAACAGUGGCGGAAACUUAGGAGCCACAUGGAGAAGUUGGACAGCCAAGCAACUCAAGUUCAAAACCAACUGGAGUCCAAUAAAGAGGUGAUACCAAGGGAGAGGCACGAGCAUGAGAUGGAGAAGAUGAGGUGUGAAGUCCAGCAAUGCAAAGAGUUCAUUCAUGCACAGCAACAACUCCUCCAGCAACAACUGAACACAUCAUUUGACGACGAGACCGCAGCUCUUCUCAAUGAUUGCUACACGUUGGAGGAGAAGGAGCGUCUCAAGGAGGAGUGGCGGCUCUUUGAGGAACAGAAGAGAAACUUUGAGAGGGAGAGAAAGAACUUCACAGACGCUGCUAUUCGCUUGGGGCGAGAGAAAAAGGCCUUUGAGGAAGACCGUGCCUCUUGGCUCAAGAAUCAGUUUUUGAACAUGACUCCCUUUAUCGAUCGUAGAAGAUGUUCCUCGUCUGAUGGUCAAAGUGCCUUAUCAAUCAGAAGUGAGCCAGAGAUGAGAAUGUCUUCCACUAAAGCUGAACUGACCAAAUCAUCAACCUACGCUACAUUCUCCACUCCUAAACCCACACACAGUGCUGCUGUGCCAUCCACAACUGAACUUUACCGGACACUCCGUCUAAUACCAGACGGCAGCUCCAGAAAUUCAAAUCGAGGCCGCAGGCAUGAGUGCAGCUCCAUCGAAGACGGAGAUACUCGCACAAAGUCAAAACACAGAGUUCGAUGUGGAGACCUGAGUAUCUUCUCUCUGGGUGAAGAUGAAAACAACCUCACUUAAAGAACAAACCUGUGCCUUUUUUUUUAAAGAGAAGAAAAUGUGACUCUGCGGUCGACUGGAGCAUCAAUCAUGGCUGAUUUAUUGCAACAUUGUAUUUUUGUCGCUUUUUUAUGGACGUGCACAAAUCAUUAAUUCACCAAAGCUGAUCAAACAAGAACGCACUUUAAUGAAGCUGCCAUUGUUUUUUUUACAAACAGAGCAACACUGGCAAUUCUACGGUGGCAGAUGAGUCGCACGCAAGCACAUGAAGGGAAAACACCAAUACAAACGCCACAUUGAAAUGCAAAAGCCACACUAUGGAAACACAAAAGAAGUGAAACAAGGAAAAGAGUGACUUUUCACUGCGAUAAAACCUGUUCAAGACAGUCACUCAUCUCAUCACUCGCUGGUUGUGUUGUGGCUUUUGUACUUGUGUCGCACGCCUUUGUCGUAGAGUUGCGGCUUUUGCUUUUUUGUUUUCCAAUAAUGUGCAUGUGUGAGACAUCUCAGCCGUCACACAAUUCAGACGUUAAGCUACAUUCAGAGGGGGAGGGUAUCUACCGAGUAGAGAUUGUUGAGCAUGUGGAGUUGUUGAUAUCUUCUACAUAUUGGAUGAUAUGAAAUGUUAAGUUUGUUUCAAUGGAACUUUAAUGUAUAAAUUAUGAGUUUUAAUUGGAGCACGCGUGUGAUCUGCUGGUCUGAGUACAGCACAAUAAAGAGAUUUCUAAUUCAAAGUGCU
Paralichthys olivaceus (Japanese flounder) is the source of this 2921-nucleotide messenger RNA. It is a transcript of the gene ssx2ipa, whose product is annotated as synovial sarcoma, X breakpoint 2 interacting protein a. Gene Ontology annotation, biological process: intraciliary transport involved in cilium assembly. Lineage: Eukaryota; Metazoa; Chordata; Actinopteri; Pleuronectiformes; Paralichthyidae. Gene Ontology annotation, cellular component: ciliary basal body; centriolar satellite. The record is from RefSeq and is a predicted model, not a curated record.